Equus quagga is the source of this 2258-nucleotide messenger RNA. RefSeq names its product mitotic arrest deficient 2 like 1 (gene MAD2L1). The transcript has 5 exons. Lineage: Eukaryota; Metazoa; Chordata; Mammalia; Perissodactyla; Equidae. Gene Ontology annotation, cellular component: cytoplasm; kinetochore; nucleoplasm. Gene Ontology annotation, biological process: mitotic spindle assembly checkpoint signaling. The record is from RefSeq and is a predicted model, not a curated record. The coding region runs from base 114 to 731 and encodes 205 amino acids.
GGCCCGACGGCGUGCUGCGUCGUUACUUUUGAAACGAGUGGCGGGCAACUGCUGCGGGCGCCCCUGCUGCAGCUUUCCGCCGGGUGGGCGCGCGCCUCCGUCUGCGGCCUGCCAUGGCGUUGCAGCUCGCCCGGGAGCAGGGCAUCACCCUGCGCGGGAGCGCCGAAAUCGUAGCCGAGUUCUUCUCAUUUGGCAUCAACAGCAUUUUAUAUCAGCGUGGCAUAUAUCCAUCUGAAACCUUUACUCGAGUGCAGAAAUAUGGACUCACCCUGCUUGUAACUACUGAUCCCGAGCUCAUAAAAUACCUAAAUAAUGUAGUGGAUCAACUAAAAGAUUGGUUAUACAAGUGUUCAGUUCAGAAGCUGGUCGUAGUCAUCUCAAAUAUUGAAAGUGGGGAGGUCCUUGAAAGAUGGCAGUUUGAUAUUGAGUGUGACAAGACUGCAAAAGAUGACAGUACACCCAGAGAAAAGUCUCAGAAAGCUAUCCAAGAUGAAAUCCGUUCAGUGAUCAGACAGAUCACAGCUACAGUGACAUUCCUGCCACUGCUGGAAGUUUCUUGUUCAUUUGAUCUACUGAUUUAUACAGACAAAGAUUUGGUUGUACCUGAGAAAUGGGAGGAGUCAGGACCACAGUUCAUUACCAACUCUGAGGAAGUCCGGCUUCGUUCAUUUACUACUACAAUCCACAAAGUAAAUAGCAUGGUGGCCUACAAAAUUCCUGUCAAUGACUGAAUGAGGUCAGGACAAUAAUGUACUUGUAAUUCUCAAAUGUGGUUUUCCUGAAGACAAGUCAACUAUAGUUGAUAUGUUUUAUUUCAUUGGUUAAUUUCUAGAUGGGGAAAACUUGACAUACUUUACUGAGCUAUGCAUAGUUGUUCCAUUUUUUUGAUACCUGUUUGACUUUCCAUUGGGUUGGCAUUAUUUAUUGCAUGCUGUUCAGAGGGGAAGCAGGAGAUUACAUCAGCAUUGUAAUGUCAAUUCCUUUGAAACUGGUAACUGUAGAUGGAAACACUUUUGCUAUAAAGCUAAAUGCCUUCCUCAACCAGACUUUUUGGUCAAGUAACUUGACUCAGAAUAUGGGGAGGGAGAAUUUAAAAAUAAAAUACAGCAAAAGAAGUCUGAGUAUUCAGAAGCUUUGUUUAGAUCCUGAAAGUAACUGUUAUUAUCCAUAGAUAAUGAAAUAUUGCUCCUAUUAGGUCCUUUUGCCAUUUAUUUCAUUUGUAUAGUUUCCAUAUUAAAAAAAUUUCCAAUUAUUUGAUUUUAAUUUAUAUAACUUGAACCCAAGAAUUUAUGGAUAUCUCUAUUGGUUAAAUUCCUGUGAUACAGAACUCUUAAAAAUGUCUUUAUGUUUUAUAAAAUCAAGCUUUAAAUGACGGUGAAAUAAAGUUAAAUGUGUAUGUUUUAAAUUUGUCUUGAAAUAUUUUUCUAUUGAUGUGGUGUUAAUACAGUUAAAUGGUAGUUAGGGUGGGUUCUGUAUGGCAGAUGAUUUUGCAUGCCCACGCGGUUGUAGAGCCAAAGGAUGCAAAGUUAAAUCUUGGCGUACUUUCAGCUUAAUGGACAAGCUUUGAUUGUACUUCAGCGUACUUUGAUUAUACUACAUCUCAUAACAGUAGAUUUAAAAUAAGCCUCUUUGUUUGUAAAACAGUAAAUGUCAUUUGGAAUUAAUUCAGUUUAGCACCUGUUGAAUUGGAGCGCCUUUCUACACACAGCCUUACUGUCAGCCUAAUUUUCCUUAUAUACUUAAGCACUAUGUUUAUUCCUCUGCCUUCAUUCAUGUUCUCAUCAGUAAUGUUAUUUCUAGCCAGUUCCCACCUAUUUUUCUGAGGUCGGUUUAAGACAAACUUCUAAAAAGUCUUUUCUCAUCUCUAUUCUAAAUCUUAGCUCAUUUUGUAAUAGUUCAAUUUAUUAACUGCUUAGUAUCAGGCACUGUUCUAAGCUCUUUAUAUAUAUUAAUUCACUUAACGUUCACUAUUAAGUAAAUACAUAUAAUCCGUAUCCAUUCAUUCAAAAAUUACAUAUUGAGCAUCUAUUAAUGUGCAGAAUACUGUGCCAACUGCCAGAAUGAAUGGAACAAAGUCCUGGCCUUUGUUUCGUUUUUUGGAGGAUUUGUAGAAAGGAGAGGAGAAUAUAUGGUAAAGGACCAUGAAAUGUUCAAACAGGUUCAUUUCCAUAUGUAUUUGUCUUUGUUAUUUCUCCUGGAUAAUCUUAUCUCUUUGAUCCAAUUGUGUGCUUGUUAAGAAUAAAGGACAAUGUCUUUCA